Messenger RNA from Penaeus vannamei (Pacific white shrimp), 918 nucleotides. Its product is annotated as ubiquitin carboxyl-terminal hydrolase 47. Gene Ontology annotation, molecular function: protein binding. The record is from RefSeq and is a predicted model, not a curated record. Lineage: Eukaryota; Metazoa; Arthropoda; Malacostraca; Decapoda; Penaeidae.
CCUGCAAAGUUCCUCAUUGACUGGGUGGUCUGCAAGGGAGACACUGUUGCCAGUGCCAAGCGUGCCAUCAUCAAGGAAGUUAAUACCAGGUGUAACAUGACCCUUACACCUGAGACUGUCCGGCUACGAAAGAAGAGCUGGAAGAACCCUCAGACUAUAUAUCUUGAUGCACAGAAAUUUGAAGAUGACAUACCCCUUUACUCUAACUGGGAACUGUUCCUACAGAUAAUUGAAGGUCCUGAGACAAAGACAGCCAGUUCAGAUGAGCUAGCCUUGUUUACCAAGAGAUGGAAACCUUCAACAUAUACCACAGAUGCCAUUGCUGAGGUUAUAAUUUCCAAACCAACUGUAGAAGGACUCAGGGAAAAGCUCUCAGAAAUAUCUGGCAUUGAGGCAGAUGACAUAGAGUUUGCCAAAGGUAAAGGGACAUUCCCUUUCGAUAUGUCUGUUGUGGACAUCAACAGCGACUUGGAUUGGUCAAUACGCUCAGGUCCACUGGACCAAAGGCCCCUCUAUAUAUUAGAUGAUGGUGCUAUGGUUUAUUAUAGAGAUAAGAAGGAAACCCCUAAGGAAAUGACAGAGGAGGAGCGACGUGCUUUGGUCAACUCGGAGAACCGCCGCCUCAACCGCGACCUGCAGUAUCAGUGCCCAAGCUCAUCCACCACCUCCAGCUAUAGCACUCUCAGAUCUAAGGAGAAAGGCCUCAAGAUCUACCUCAAUCAUGAAGAGUAGAAACAAAAAUGAAUGAGAAUAAGUGAAAGGGAGUGUCUUUGGAUAUUUCUGAAAUUUACUCAACUUUUUUUAAAGAACAAGAAAAUAGUAAUAUUGCUUUAAUCAGUUACUCCUAUAUAUACAAAUUAUACUUUGUGUGUGCACGUGUGCAUGCAUGUGUGUGUGCCUAUCUGUGUUUGUCUGCAC